UUCGAACUUCAACGUCACGAUUCGACAUCGUACAUCACCAGCUUUCAAAACAAUUUCCUUGCCCUUAAACAUCCUAUCUUCAGUGAAAUAAGGAGACAUGGGGGGCAAGUCGGCUUUCAAGACCGCUUACUUCGAGAAGCUCAAGACCAACCUUGAUGAGUUCAAGACGGUCUUCAUUGUCGGUAUCGACAAUGUCAGCUCUCAGCAGAUGCACGAGAUUCGUCUGAGUCUCCGUGGUGAGGGCGUUGUCCUGAUGGGUAAGAACACCAUGGUUCGCCGUGCCAUCAAGGGCUUCGUUGCCGAGAACCCGGAGUACGAGCGUUUGCUUCCCUUCGUUAAGGGUAACGUUGGUUUCAUCUUCACCAACGGUGACCUCAAGGAGACCCGUACCAAGAUCCUCGCCAACCGUGUCGCUGCCCCGGCCCGUGCUGGCGCUGUUGCUCCUGGCGAUGUCUGGAUUCCUGCCGGUAACACUGGUAUGGAACCGGGUAAGACCUCUUUCUUCCAGGCUCUCGGUGUCCCCACCAAGAUUGCUCGUGGUACCAUUGAAAUUACCUCGGACCUCAAGCUCGUUGAGGCUGGCACCAAGGUCGGACCCUCUGAGGCUUCGCUCCUUAACUUGCUGAACAUCUCGCCCUUCACCUACGGUAUGACCGUCGCUCAGGUGUACGACAACGGCCAGACUUUCAGCUCUGAGAUCCUCGACAUUGAGGAGGACCAGCUCCUCAAGGCUCUGUCUUCGGCCAUCCAGCGCAUUGCUACCGUCUCUUUGGCCACCAACUACCCCACCCUUCCCUCGGUCAUGCACUCUCUCGUCAACGGCUACAAGAAGGUUCUCUCUGUUGCCGUCGAGACCGAGUACAGCUGGCCCGAGAUUGAUGAGCUCAAGGACCGCAUUGCCAACCCUGAAGCUUACGCCUCUGCCGCUCCCGCUGCCGCCGCUCCCUCUGGUGGCGACGCCCCCGCCGAGAAGAAGGAGGAGGAGGAAGAGGAGGAGUCUGACGCUGACAUGGGCUUCGGUCUCUUCGACUAAGCGCAUCGCUCGUCUGAUUCACGGAAUACGAUUGCCAUGUAUUAGAUUUUUCUUAUGACCUGUCAAUGGUUGGAAAUGGAAAAGUUCAUGGAUACAAUCCUUUUGGAUAUUCAUCUAGAUAUGGACGUAGACAUACGUUCCAUUUCUCUAAUGAGAUUGGUGAGUCUUUCAUUCCUUCAAUCCUCCUUUACCACAACUCCACCCACAUGCAUUGGUGAAUGAUGAGACCAUUUUUAACUCGUAGCAUACCUUCAAGGGAUGCUUUGAAGAACAAAAAUCGCAACAACAACACUCUAAUUUUUUGCUGACACCUUUGCACUCAUUCUGCCUUUUCUCAUAUUAUACACUCAUAUCAAGCGUUGAAUGAUUGCUAACGAGAUUCUAAGAUUAGUUAUCGAUCCAAGUGACCGUGGUCUACGCACUUCGAGCUCCUAUAGAACUCACGUAGUUUCGCUUAUUGUAGCUCCAGAAAC
Molecule: messenger RNA, 1506 nt
Organism: Aspergillus ruber CBS 135680
Lineage: Eukaryota; Fungi; Ascomycota; Eurotiomycetes; Eurotiales; Aspergillaceae
Product: 60S ribosomal protein uL10
Exons: 3
Coding region: 98-1033 (311 amino acids)
Biological process (GO): cytoplasmic translation; ribosomal large subunit assembly; ribosome biogenesis
Cellular component (GO): cytosolic large ribosomal subunit
Molecular function (GO): large ribosomal subunit rRNA binding; structural constituent of ribosome
Source: RefSeq, a predicted model, not a curated record